Molecule: messenger RNA, 237 nt
Organism: Aspergillus chevalieri
Lineage: Eukaryota; Fungi; Ascomycota; Eurotiomycetes; Eurotiales; Aspergillaceae
Exons: 2
Coding region: 1-237 (78 amino acids)
Source: RefSeq, a predicted model, not a curated record
AUGGUUGACCACGACCAAUGCGCCCAUGCAGCUGCUAUCCUCACAGAAACAGCAGAGCUGAAGCAAAUUGCUGACCGGACCCAGGGAUUGCCUCCCAGGGAUCUAUUCAUCCGGUUCAUGAGUUCGGUUGAAGACCUUGCAGCAAAGGUGCGCGACCGCACCAGCAACAAUGGUAGUGAAGACCAUGACGGCCAGAAAAAGGUGCUCGAACAAAUCCAAACCAUGCUUGAUAAGUAG